AUGCAGUUGAUAGUUGUUGCUGAGGAGGUUCCUCCACAUACCGUUGAACCUGCUCUCAUCCCGGGUCCUGCGGCUGGAGGCUGCGCUGCUUUCCCCAACAUGUCCCCGUCUUCUCACCGGAGCUACCGCGGAGGACACGGCGUGGUCGCGUUCCUCCACGUUUUAUUGAGUAUAACAGGUUUGUGCUGCAGUCAGGUGGUGGUACCUCACAGGGUGAGUGCUGUGCUUGGGAAGAAUGUGACAUUGGAGUGUAGGGUGGAAAUGGACUUGGUCACGGAAACAAACCUCACUCUCACUCAGAGUUCCUGGGAGCGCCGCUUACCUUCAGGCUCCGUCACCUUGGCUGUCUACAGCCCGAAGUUUGGCAGCUCCAUCCCAGAGCUAAGUCACCGCUUGCAUUUCCGCUCACCCUCCUUUUACGAUGCCACCAUCGUCCUGGAAAACGUGGGCUUUGCUGAUGUCGGGAUCUACACCUGUAAGGCCGCUACAUUUCCUAUGGGAAACUUCCAAGCCUCCACUACGCUCAAUGUUCUCGUGGAGCCGAAGGUCUACGUGUCAGCAGGUUCAACCGCCCUGAUCGAUGGUGGCAAUGAAACCGUGGUGGCCACCUGUAUUGCUGAGCGGGCUCGGCCCCCUGCUGAGGUGUCCUGGGAGUCCAACCUGUUUGGCCAGUCAGAAGUGCAGCUGUUCGAUGAGGUCAACGGCACCACCAGCACACAGGUGCGCUACCUCUGGCAGCCCACACGCCACGUCCAAGGCCAUGCGCUCACCUGUGUGGUCCGCCACCCAGCGCUGCUGACUGACUUCAGGAUCCCAUACCAGAUCAACGUGCAGUUUGCUCCUGACAUCUCAGUUGUGGGCUACGAUGGAGACUGGUUUGUGGGUCGGGAAAACGUUCAAAUGACUUGCAAGGCCAACGCAAAUCCACCAGCUCAUCACUUCAGAUGGAUCAGAUUGGACAGUGAAAUGCCAGAAGGGGUGGAAAUAAGGAAUAGCACUCUGCUCUUCCUGCGUCCCCUUCAGCGGAAGGAUUCUGGAGUAUACAGGUGUGAGGUUGCCAAUGACAUCAACCUCCGCAGUCGGGAUGUGCGCAUCCUCAUACAAGAUCCUCCUACCAUGCCUUCCACCAUUACUGCUCCUGUCCUAGCUGGCUCUGACUCCUCCACCUUAGUGGAUGAUAAGGGCCAUGUCCUCCUCAUCUCCCCCACACGCGAAGCUCUACCUGAGAGUAAUCUUGGUUCCGUAGUGGGUGGUGCUGUGGGUGGGACCUUGUUCCUGCUACUGCUGCUGUCUAUCGUAGGCGUGUAUUACCUACGCAAACAGCAGACCUUCCACGGGAAUUACUCCACCCAGCCGUACCUGGGUCCCAAUCACCACCAGAAAGCCCCUACGCAGCACGAGCUCCGCCCAACCAAAGCCGGCAGCAGCUCUUUCCGCCGAGACCACGACCGGGAGGAGUGGGGCGACCGCCAGCUCAAACAAGAGCAUAGCGGCUAUAAUGGAGAGGAGUAUCCCCCUAAUGGCUUCACUAGGGCAAUGAGGGAGAGCAGUCACCUCUGCAAAGAGCAGAAUCACCAGCGUGAACACACACAGUAUUCUAGCCCACGGCAGGCCCGACUCCCGCAUCCGCCAAAACCACAGGGAAACGGCUCCUCCUACCAGUCAGAUGACUGCUACGAUAGCGGGACUGAUGCGGACUAUGUCUCUCACACAGAUGGCUCGGUCAUCUCGCAGCAGAAAGGUCCUCGCUCUCCCCUACAGCUCCUCUCCUUUGUGAAUUCAACCCCCCUUGUGUCUUUCUCCCACUCUCUUCCAGCUGGCCAGUCUCAGGCAGAGAGGUCAAACGCCAUCGCCGUGGCCGGAGCCGUCAUGGGCGCAGUCCUCGCCCUCUUCCUCGUCGUCAUCGUCAUCAUCGUGAUCCUCACUGCUCGCAAGGCCCAGCAGCCAGCCUUCACCGACAAAGUGAUUGACCUUCCUCCGACACACAAGCCGCCUCCUCCCUAUUCUGAGAGACCGCCGGUGGCACCUCUGGGGGUCCACGCAUCACAAGUGGCCUGGCUCUGUCAGAAUCGCAAGGCAGAGCGCAGGUACGGGCUGAGUGACGGGCAGUGCCCACCCCCAACAAGGCAGAGGCCGCAAAGCCCCACCCAGCAGCUGUCCCGCCUGGAGUGGGCAUGUCAUCAGAGUGGGACAGACCGUGUGUACAUCAACCGCCUUGAGCACUAUGUGUGA
This is a messenger RNA of Pleuronectes platessa (European plaice), 2232 nucleotides long. Its product is annotated as nectin-3-like protein. Gene Ontology annotation, biological process: homophilic cell-cell adhesion; heterophilic cell-cell adhesion. The record is from RefSeq and is a predicted model, not a curated record. Gene Ontology annotation, cellular component: adherens junction; apical junction complex. Lineage: Eukaryota; Metazoa; Chordata; Actinopteri; Pleuronectiformes; Pleuronectidae. Bases 1 to 2232 code for a protein of 743 amino acids. The transcript has 10 exons.